UCGAUGACGUAUACACAACGCGAAGUUCCACUUUCUUGUUUUGAAAUGCCAAAAUUUCAUUAAUUUAAAUAUUUCACAAGUUUAUUUCCAAAAAAGACAUCAUGUCGGAGAGUGAAAGUAACAGUUCAUCGCAAGAUGAGAUAGCAAAGUCCUUUCAGUACCUGCCAGAGAGGCAGGCAAAGGUCGCAACGCUCCUUAACAUGAUGAAGAAAACAGAUAAGACUGAGAAACACGACAAAGACAAGGAUAAAGACACUGAAGAUGAUUCUAGUGAUCCCAUUUAUUACUGCAUUUGCCGCUCCACUGAUGGGACAAGAUUUAUGAUAUGCUGUGAUUACUGUGAAGAAUGGUAUCAUGGAAACUGCAUUGGUAUCGAGAAAGAAGCUUCCAGAAGCAUCAAGAGAUAUGCCUGUCCUCCCUGUCAGAAGAAAAACCCAGAAGCGAAGACCCUUUACAAGGAGAAGAAGGAAAAAGUGGAGGUCAGGAAGGAGAAGGAAAAGGAAAAGGAAAAGGAGCGUGAGCGAGAACGAGAACGAGAACGAGACAAAGAGAGACAUGAGAGAGAACGGGAACAAGAGCUGCACCCCAAGAAAAAAAAGAAGAAAAAAAAGAAGAAGGUUGUCUCUUCAGAUGAGAAGAAAAGGAAGGAAAGAAGGAAAGAUAAAAUUAAGAAGAAGAAGAAGAGGAUGCCUACAAGUUCCUCAUCAGAUCGGGACAGCCGUAAGGUAACUGGAGCAGCAGCGCGUCAUGCAAGGCGGUGUGGUCAAUGUCAACCAUGUCAACUUAUUAGCGACUGUGGCAAAUGUGAUUUCUGCUUGGACAUGAAGAAAUACGGUGGACUAAACAAACUCAGACAGAAGUGUCGUUUAAAACAGUGCAUUAGACUGGCCAGCAAAGUUCUGAGGCAUAAGAACCUUGGUUCCAGUCAAUCGGAGUCGGACACCAGAAACUGGGAUACAGCAAGUCUAGAUACAGACACCGACACACAAAGCAGCUUCUCUGAACGGCCUAAUAGAGUAAGUCAACAAUCAACGCCCUCAUCUGUGGAUGUGAGUUUAUUGGAUCAUUAUGACUAUGCCAUGAGACCCGAGCUCGACCCAACUGAGAAGAAAGAGAAAAAGGAAAGAAAAGAAAAGAAGGAAAAGCAGUCUGAACACAAAGAGAAACAGGCAUUCAAAGAGAAAGAGAAGCGACCAACCAAAGAGGAGCGUAAGCGUAAACGCGCCCAGCAGAAGCCCACCAUUGAUGAGCCUAAAUUCAAGAGAGUGUUGCGAUCAGCCGCACCUGUUGAGGAAGAUUUACCACAGUGCUAUGGACCUGGUUGUGUCAAUGCUGCCAGACAUAGCAGCAAGUAUUGCAGUGAAGCAUGCGGCCUCAAACUUGCCACAAAUCGUUUGUUUGAGUUCCUGCCCCAGCGUAUUCAGCAGUGGCAGCGUAGUCCCUGUAUUGCUGAAGAAAAUAACAAGAAAUCCCUGGAGAAGAUGAGAAGCGAGAUGGAAGAAGCCAAGAAGAAGAUCGGAGAACUGGACGGCAAGAUCGUCAAACUGAAUAACCUGAUCGACAGAGCCAAGAGGGAGAAAGUGGCACUGGAUCAAGACAAUACAGAUGGAGAGAGUGAAGAAGCUGAUCUGAGUAUCUUCUGUGUAUCUUGUGGUCAUCCUAUCAAUCCAGCUAGGGCCCUUAGACACAUGAGCAAAUGCUACACUAAGUAUGAGAGUCAGACGUCGUUUGGGUCAGCGUUCAAGACCAAGAUUGUUGGAGAGUCAAUGUUUUGUGAUUUCUUCAACUCACAGCAGAACACAUACUGUAAGAGAUUGAAAGUGUUAUGCCCUGAACACACCAAGGAGCCUAAGGUCAGCGCUGAUGAGGUGUGUGGCUGCCCUCUAGUGGCAGAUGUCUUCCAGGAAACCAAAGGUUUCUGUCGUAUUGCCAAGAGGAAAUGCAGUAAACAUUACAAUUGGGAGAAAUUGAGAAGGGCAGAGAUCGAUCUGGAAAGAGUCAGAUGGUGGCUGAAGUUAGACGAGCUCCUGGAACAAGAACGUAACAUCCGUCAGGCCAUGUUUAACAGAGCUGGAGUUCUGGGCUUGAUGCUUCAUCAAACGUUGGAUCACAGUCUUCUUAUGCCUACCGGAGUACCGCCGCAACACCAGGCACAAGUUGCCGUCUCCAGGCAGUAAAAUCACAGCUCACCUUCAAAUCCAGGUGAACAAAAUUGACUAGAACUGGGUUUGGACUUGCAAUCUCCAGAUGAAUGUGCCGGCCUCUCUAACACCUGAGCUAUCUAGCUCAACGGACCCCCAUUAUAGGGAGAAUUAAAUUUCAACCAGUCAGUUUUCGCUGUGGUGGCUUCAUCAUUUUCCUAGCAGACUCUGAUGCAGUGAUCAUCUUUGGUUUGCCAAUAAUGGGCCAGACUAGGUGUGUUUUCUUCAAGCUUUGAUUUUGUCUUGUUUUUUUUUUAAAAUACGGCUUCGACUCUAGCUUAGGUUCCAUCGGUUAUUUUGACAAUGUACACUCCUGGUCGAGAGAUUCAAAUAGUUGGAAGGGGCCUAAGCCUAGGUUCCAAACAUUCAGUUGGCCUUACAUUCAGUUCUGGAUCUGGAUAAACAUUACCAACGCUCUAAUUAGAGCCAAACGAGAAGAGAAGAUGAUGAAGAAAUUGCAGUUUUAGAUGUGAGAGGGAAACCCCAGAGAGGCUUUGAAGGGUGGUUGAAGUAACAUGAAGUCUCUUUCUUGCAUAUGGCAGAUAAGCUUUUAUGGGGUUUGGGAUUAAACAAAUCCUUCUGUAAUACCCUGUUCACACAAAGACGCCGCUUCUACUGCGAUGGGGAAAUGGCCGAUAGCGUGGCCAGGAGCGUGACCAAUCGUGGGCCAAACGUGGGAGGAUCUCCAUGAGCGUGGUUGGUCGGCGUUGGAUUUCCUAGGUCAGGAAGCUGCAUGCUCUCCCCGCGCUUAUUUUUAACAUGUUCAAAAUAAUCAUUGCCAGGUCGUGGCCGACAAUAAGCGGGGCAAAGUCGUUGCGGGUACGCUAUUGUUGUACAAGCAGCCUGGUAGCACCGUGGUUAAAUCUAUGUGGUCGUCACAACAAUGCAGCACGGUCGGCAACCAUUUCGAAGUAGAAACCUGCUUGGUCGGCAUUGGUCUUGGUGUAAUCUUCAGUAAUCUUUGUUCCCCGAUGUCACCAUCAUUGGACUGAACAAUUUACUCAAGUUCUGGUGGCUGAGAAACCAGUGUUUGUGCAAACCCUGGUCAUGACACUUCAGCCUUGAGCAAGAUACGUUAUUAUUGUUGCCUCUCAUCAGCAAGGAGUAAAACGGGUACCUGCGAGGUUAGGGACUGUUGAUGUGACUGAUCAGCAAUCUGAGCCCAAUUUCAUAGAGCUACUUAAGCACAAAAAAGUAUAGCCAAGCACGACAAAAUUAUGUUUACCGGAAUAAGGUUACCAGCCAAACUAUUAUAUCUCAUGUACCGUUUGUUACUGGUAUCCUGCUUCAUCUUGCUUGCAGACUAUUGUUAAUUAAGAACAAUUUUCUGAUUAAGCAGCUUUAUGAAGUUGGGCCUUGUUUGUCAGUGGGUUUGUCGUCUCUUUAUGUUACUCGGAAAAACCUUACCCCUCGACAAAUUUUUUGUUUUGUUCAAGAGCUUUAGUCUUUGAGAAGGGUAAUUUCAGUAUUAUUUAGUUUUCUUCAAAAAUGACAUGGAACAGUGCAUAUAUCCAGACAGUCAUUAGAACCAGUCUAUAUGUGUAGUGGGUUUGGUUUAGGAUGGGAAUGUACAGACUCUGCCGACAGACUCCUAGUAUAUAUUUCAUUAAACCUUAGAAAAGCCAAUCUAGUCGCCAUGUUUUUAAAGAGAGAGUGUAUGAUAGUUAUUAUGGAGCAAUGUACAUUUUGUAAAUUGUAAAUAUUACAUAUUAUACGCUUUGAAAUAAAAACACAUAAAACGAA
Molecule: messenger RNA, 3944 nt
Organism: Asterias rubens (European starfish)
Lineage: Eukaryota; Metazoa; Echinodermata; Asteroidea; Forcipulatida; Asteriidae
Product: CXXC-type zinc finger protein 1-like
Exons: 15
Coding region: 102-2177 (691 amino acids)
Biological process (GO): positive regulation of DNA-templated transcription
Cellular component (GO): Set1C/COMPASS complex
Molecular function (GO): DNA binding; zinc ion binding
Source: RefSeq, a predicted model, not a curated record